This is a messenger RNA of Lacerta agilis (Sand lizard), 1038 nucleotides long. Its product is annotated as RING finger protein 11-like. The transcript is spliced from 3 exons. Bases 88 to 561 code for a protein of 157 amino acids. NCBI's taxonomy places the organism in Eukaryota, Metazoa, Chordata, Lepidosauria, Squamata, Lacertidae. The record is from RefSeq and is a predicted model, not a curated record.
UGCGCCCCCUCCCAUUCCGGAGCUGGGGGAGGGAGGUUGCCCGGGCCGGACCCGGCAGCGGCCCCGAGCGGGCGGGCUCGGGCGAGCAUGGGGGGCUGCCUUUCCUCGCAGGCGGCCGAUGACCUGUCGCUGCUCAACGACUCUACCGGCGAUGGGGCGAGCCUUGGGCCUGGGGAUACAUCUCCACCGCCCAUCCCUGUCCCGCCGCCCCCCUACCAGGAACAUGCACCAAUUCCUGUAUAUCACCCAACGCCCAGCCAGGCACGUCUUGCCACGCAACUAACAGAAGAGGAGCAGAUCCGUAUAGCUCAGAGGAUUGGGCUGAUUCAACAUCUUCCCAAAGGAAUAUUUGAUCCAGGCACAGAGCCAUCGGAAAAGAAAAUCAAAGAGUGUGUGAUCUGCAUGCUGGAUUUUGUAUACGGAGACCCCAUCCGGUUCUUGCCCUGCCUGCACAUCUACCACGUUCACUGCAUUGACGACUGGCUGAUGCGAUCAUUCACCUGCCCUUCUUGCAUGGAGCCAGUUGACGCUGCUCUUCUGUCCUCCUACGAGACUAACUGAGGUGGCUCGGUGCCCUGCUCUUGUUAAUGCUUCCAGGCUCUGGCUGUGUGGGGGGCUGGGAUGUGGCACACUUUUAUUUGCACACUUCUGGGAUACACCAAAGAUCCUAUGGCAGAGAAUCUGAUCCCAGGCCUUGAGGACAACACAGAACCAUUCUAGCUUGGCUGGCUGUGCUAAAGGCUGACUUGUGCCAUAUUUGAGAAUUGUAACCAGAGUAGGUGGAGACUGGGGACGAAAUGGCAAAGCAAGAAUUGUCCUUUCACUCCACCCACAAAUGCUGUUUUUUCUUUUUCUUUUUAAGAUCAAGAUUGUUCCUUAGGACUAUUCUUACCCGCAUACCUGUUUAAAUCCCCACUGAGUUAUCAAGUACAGGUCUGGGGUGUUACAUGGAAAGGGACUGCAACUCUUUGACCAAAAAGAGAGUGUUGUUUAAAGCUGACACUGGUUGCAAAGAUCUUGUAAUUUCAAAUCCAGAAA